Molecule: messenger RNA, 933 nt
Organism: Echinococcus granulosus
Lineage: Eukaryota; Metazoa; Platyhelminthes; Cestoda; Cyclophyllidea; Taeniidae
Product: Annexin A7
Exons: 8
Coding region: 1-933 (310 amino acids)
Cellular component (GO): cytoplasm
Molecular function (GO): calcium-dependent phospholipid binding; calcium ion binding
Source: RefSeq, a predicted model, not a curated record
AUGGCGACUGUCAAGCCUUGCUGCAAUUUCGAUGCCAACACGGAUGCCCAAACACUUGAAAAAGCCAUGAAAGGAUUAGGGACUGAUGAGGCAACCAUCAUUGACGUUCUCGCACACCGCACCAGCCGCCAACGUCGAGAAAUUGCUGAUGCCUAUAAAGCACAGUUCGGGAAGGAUCUAAAGGAGGAUUUGCACAAAGAGCUGAGCGGAAAAUUCCGUCAGGCGGUAGAGUGGUCCUUCUACAAUCGCGCCCACGUAAAUGCAGCUGCUUUACAGAAGGCCAUGAAGGGUGCCGGUACCAACGAGAAGCUGCUCAUCGACAUCCUCUGCACCGCUAGCAACAAAGAAGUAAAGAAAAUAAAGGAAGCCUAUGAAGAGAUAACACAGAAAUCACUGGAAGAUGAUGUGGAGUCUGAAACCUCUGGCGACUUCAAGCGGGUGCUGGUGGCGAUCUUGCAAGGCAGGCGUGAGUGCGACUGUAACGAGUCACAGGCGCAUGAGGAUGCUAUGGAGAUCUACAAAGCUGGCGAAAAUAAGCUUGGAACAGACGAGUCCACAUUUACGCGAAUCCUGUGCUCGCGAAGCCACGACCAAAUCCGUAUAAUCAACGAGGUUUAUCAAGAAGAAACUGGUCAUGAUCUCAUCAAAGCAAUCAAAAAAGAAACCUCAGGAGAUUACGAAGAAGCUCUGUGUCGAAUUGUGCUGGCAUCGAAAGAUCUUACUGGCACAGUCGCGGAAAUGCUCUACCGCAGCAUGAAGGGCGCGGGAACCAACGACGACAGUCUUAUCCGCAUAAUUUUAGCCCAUUCUGAAGAUGAUCUUCGCAAAAUUCAGGCCAAAUUUGACAGCACCUAUGAAAAGUCACUCGUAAAAAUGAUCUCGGGUGACACUUCUGGUGAUUACAAGAAUUUUCUGCUUGCCAUACUGGAGUAA